AUGGAUAAGAUGGUGUGUUACGGAGCUCAAUUAUCGGUUCUUAUAAAUGGAACUGCAUUAGAAAGAAUUAAAACUUAUGAGGGCAUCAUACAGGGUGAUCCGUUGUCAUCUUUUCUUUUUCUGUUAGUGGUGGAAGUGCUGUCAAUUUUGCUGAACGGAGUUGUGAAUAAUGGGAGAUUAAGUGGCUUUCAAGUGGCUAAAAAUGACACUAUUGUUUCUCACUUGCAGUUUGCAGAUGGAACAAUUAUCUUGAUGAAUGCUACGAGAAGUGAGGUUAGAAGGCUUCAUGUGUUAUUAAUGGUGUUUGAAGUGCUAACAGGCUUAAAGCAAAACUUGGAUAAGAGUUCUAUGAUAAACAUAGGGGCAGAUAAUGUAAUUCAAGAGUUAGCUGCUGAGUUGGGUUGUAAGGUUGAGAAACUUCCGAUAACUUAA
Papaver somniferum (opium poppy) is the source of this 432-nucleotide messenger RNA. RefSeq lists its product as uncharacterized. The coding region runs from base 1 to 432 and encodes 143 amino acids. The record is from RefSeq and is a predicted model, not a curated record. The transcript has a single exon. Lineage: Eukaryota; Viridiplantae; Streptophyta; Magnoliopsida; Ranunculales; Papaveraceae.